GAGCGCCCAUCUGAGCCGUAGGGCGUCCAGCGGGGCAGGCGGAGCCGCUGUCAGGAGUUGCGAAAACAACCGGAUCGCAGACGGUUCCCAUGUCUUUGCGCUCCUCUGCCAUCGUUAUGUUCAUUUAGCUUAUUUCCCGUCGCCUUCCCACCUGUCCGCGCUGCUCUUUACCCCAACUAGUAAUUCAAAAGCCACAUUGACCAAAAAGAGCCGUAUUUUUUUAUAUUACUUAGUUGUAGUAAGUUGUAAGUUUAGUUUGCAGAUAUGUCAGGGAAUCCCGUGUUUGUCAGUCGCUUUCACAGACCGCAGUGUUUGGCGGCUGCAGCUCCGGGAGAGAAAGCAAAAUUAACUCAUCCUGGCAAAGCGAUCUUAGCGGGUGGAAUUGCUGGAGGCAUCGAGAUCUGCAUCACCUUCCCCACAGAGUACGUGAAGACGCAGCUGCAGUUGGAUGAGAAGGCCAACCCUCCCCGCUACAAGGGCAUCGGGGACUGUGUGAGGCAAACGGUUCAGGGCCAUGGCGUUAGGGGGCUGUACAGAGGCCUCAGCUCGCUGCUUUAUGGUUCCAUUCCCAAGGCUGCUGUCAGGUUUGGGAUGUUUGAGUUUCUCAGCAACCAGAUGCGAGACGAGGCGGGGAAGCUGGACAGCACACAGGGGCUGAUCUGCGGGCUGGGGGCCGGUGUGGCUGAGGCCGUGGUUGUGGUCUGUCCCAUGGAGACCGUGAAGGUUAAAUUUAUACAUGAUCAAACCUCUGCUAAUCCUAAAUAUAGAGGAUUUUUCCAUGGGGUGAGAGAAAUCGUCAGAACUCAAGGCCUCCGGGGAACUUACCAGGGCCUCACUGCAACAGUGUUGAAACAGGGAUCCAAUCAGGCGAUUCGCUUUUAUGUUAUGACCUCUCUGAAAAACUGGUACAAAGGUGAUAACCCCAACAAGGCCAUCAACCCAAUUGUGACGGGGGCAUUCGGCGCUAUUGCCGGGGCUGCCAGUGUGUUUGGCAACACCCCCUUGGAUGUCAUCAAGACCAGGAUGCAGGGUCUAGAGGCCCACAAGUAUAAAAACACUGUGGAUUGUGCUGUGAAGAUCAUGAGGCACGAAGGCCCAGCUGCCUUCUACAAAGGGACGAUUCCCCGCCUGGGGCGCGUGUGCCUUGACGUCGCCAUCGUGUUCAUCAUCUACGAGGAGGUGGUGAAGGUGCUGAACAAGGUGUGGAAGACGGAAUGAGGGGGAGCCAGGGGAGGCCGCUGACCCUGCCCCGGGGGGCCCUGGGUGGGGCAUCUAGCGCUAGCACUGUGGCAAAUUAAAAACAACUAAUUACUACAUAUGCCCUUGGCAGAGGUGACAGCCUGCGCCAUAGAGACACUCAACGUGGAAAAAGCUAAUGUACCUAAUUUUAAUGACACUUCUAAAGUGGAACCUUGUGUCAAAUAGAACGGUGUUGCAGUUUUGCUGCAUUUACUGUUGCAGUGUUUCCUCCAGUGCCAGCAAAGGCAAAAGACGCAGUCUGUGCACUGGCGGUCAUCACUAAACUGUGGGUCCAAUGAUUCGUUUAAUUUCGUGACCAAGAUUCUGUGUAAUAGUCUGUUCUAAGGUUAGAAUUUUUUUUUUAAUUUUUAGGUUUUUGAAAUAAUUUCUACCAAGCGUCUCAUAACAAAGAUAACAUAAAGAUAACAUAAAGAUAACAUAAAGAUAACAUAAAGACAAGUAGAAAGAUAGUCCUGUAAAGCUCUACUUUAAAGUCUAAAACUCACCACUGCACCACAUGAGAGGUUUAUUAAUUGCCAAUUAAAAAUGCCCUCAAGCCAAACUGCAGGCGGUCGUCAACUGAUUAGGCCGUCAUUUCCUCCUCAUCUAGCUUGGAAUUACACCCAGGACCAGGCUCUUAAUGCUAAUCCUGCUAAUGAGCAUCAGAAGCAGCAAACGAUGUCUCGCUCAUCUUUGCAGUUACUUUGUGUGUUGAUUGCACUGGAAUGAUUUCAGCUCUCCUUCGGAAACAAUUGCAACUUUACGUUAUGAGGUUAAGCUGCAGUUCACCGGCAGCAGGUGGAAUUUAGCUUCCGCUGUGAAUUUUAAUGAUUGUGAGAAUAGAGCCAAAAAGAAAAAGUAAAAUAUCUCUUACCUGUCAUUUAGUUUUGUGCACAGAACUGACUGCAUGAUGCAUUAUAAUUAUCACAGGCCCGGAUAUCCAGUGUAAUAUCCACUGUUGGCUUAAAGCCAAAGGAAAAAAAUAAGACUUUGAACACCCAUUACCUUAAUUUUUUAUGUUUUUACUGAAACACCAAAAAACCUAACUUCACAUCAUGCCUUUUUUGUUUAUUUUUAUUGGAGCACCUUUAGCUUUACAGAUGUGCCUCAUAUCUGGAUUGAUAGAUAUUAUUUAUUUUUAUGAAAAUAAUGUAUAUCCUUCAGUAUCAUUCUACCUCUGUGCUCCUCCAAAUGUCUUAACUUGCCUAACAUCAAGAUUGCACCAUUUCUCUGUGUUAACGAGUCCUGUCUAUUCCCAGUCUUAAUUCCAAUUAUCAUACUUUCAAUGGAAUGGAUCACAUUUUGUAUUCGACCAAAUUUUAUAUAUAUAUAAAGUAUAUAGUGAUUAAAUGCAUAUGUUUCUGAAUAACAAAGAGUACUAUUAAAUCGGUUUAUGAAAUCAUUCAUAAUUAAUGAAUAUGUAAAAUGAAUAUUUUUUCCUUACAUUUCUUGACUAAUGUAAUAACUCAUUUAAGUGCCCAUUUUUGUGUAGAAGAAAAAGUACCACUUUCAGAAAAUUUGGUGGAAUUUGAAAAACUUGGAUGACAAUAAAACUCUUCCUGUUGGUGAAAUUUCAUUUCAGUGAUGCUGGGGUGCUGAACCCAUACAAGGAUUAUAUAUAUAUAUAUACUAUAUAUAUAUAUAGCUUCACAUUAUUUUGUUCUUUUAUUUUAAGGUUCCCGCAAUGUUGCAGUAAUGUCACAGUUUCCAGAAUGCUGUGUAGCAGCUGAGAGGUAAUAUUGUCACCUGGGGGAUUCCUGGGUGACUGGUGUUGCUGUGUACCUGCGUAUGAGCAUUGAGCCUCUGCUGCUGCUCGUAUUACCCGCUGAUGAUGGAUCGAUCUGCUCUAAUCCCUGUUAGAAAGGCAUGUCCCAGCUAGCCAUGCAUUACAAGUAUGGGGCCUGCAGUGAAGCUGUAACAAUGUGGGAACAAUGAACUGAUACUGAUAAGGAUUCUCCUACUGCAAGUUCAAACUGCGAAGUUUGAUUUGUUUCUCAGCUCAUAAUUACCCCUAAUCCUCAGCUGUGCUAGCGUCCUAUACGCCCCUCCCCCCCACCUGGCCACAGCCACCAUGUUACUGUCCAGUAUGUGGCACAGAGGCAUUAUGAGGUGUUAGACAGCAACACUAUUGGGUCCAUCCUGGACCAGGUUUUUCAUGGUGGGUGGUGUGGGGGGAGGGUGUUUAAACCCCAGAUCAAAAACAAUGUUUUCCCAAGUGCCCAUUCUGUAGCAUUCUCUUAUAUAAUUCCUAAAUUCCCAUGAUGCUUUGCUAGUGUGGCGUGUACGUAAACUGAAGUCAAUUUAGUGUCUGACCUGUCAGUUGACCUCAAAGACAAACAUUUCCGCAGCUUCAGUGGGUGGCCUUCCAAGCACCUAGCAACUGUUGCUUGAGCAGUAGCUGCUGUUAUUUUCUUGAUUGUCGAAUGUAGACUCCUGUUGACUGUUCAGUUUUACUGCCUAAGGUGGGUGUGAAAAAUGUGGUGUUGUGUCUUUACUUAUGUGCCAUAAAAGGUAUAUCAUGCAAAUGGAUCUAUAAAUUGUGUGAGGAAAAAUCAAUAGUAAGAAUAAGAAUGCUAAUAAUGUCUGGCGUAUGGAUAUAGUGACUGUCCUUGAGCGUUGUAGACUGUCCGCCUUGUGAGCGCUGUAGACUUCCCAUGUGACCGUUACCUUGCAAUGUGCCAAACAGUGUGCCUAUAUCCGUUUAGAGUAUAUUUAUGAACAUUGGUGUCAAAUGUCCUCUUAAUAAAUUAUGAAAUCUGAAAAAUCUAAAA
Paramormyrops kingsleyae is the source of this 4010-nucleotide messenger RNA. Its product is annotated as tricarboxylate transport protein B, mitochondrial. Gene Ontology annotation, molecular function: citrate secondary active transmembrane transporter activity. Gene Ontology annotation, cellular component: mitochondrion. Gene Ontology annotation, biological process: mitochondrial citrate transmembrane transport. Lineage: Eukaryota; Metazoa; Chordata; Actinopteri; Osteoglossiformes; Mormyridae. The record is from RefSeq and is a predicted model, not a curated record.